ACUUAUUUUCAUUCAGCAUUUAAUAACUUACGUAUUCGUCAAUCUACAUUCUAUCUUGAAAACUUUAUUCAUAAUAUGGCAUUACAAACUUUGUGGAAUAGAAAUCAUGCUUUAAUUGUGGAUUCUAGUAAGGCACAUUCGAAUAAGUUUAAAGUAGAAUACAUAGGUUCCGGCAAAGGGGACAGCGAUAGCGCUACAAUACGUACGAAUCAGCCAAUUCCUUCACAACAGGAUUUUUAUUUUGAAGCAAAAAAAAAGAAUAAAGAAGUGCCUAAAAAAGAUAUAAUUGAGGAAGCAUUAGCAGCAGCCAGAAAAGAAGAAGAAGAGUUUACGAGUUCAGUAAAAGAAGGAGAUAACUUCAAAGAAAUAUUCGAUAUGGAAAAUUUUGAUGUUUUACCGUUUUUAGCAGCUAACAAAGAAAGUAUUAAAACUGUAUGUACAUCCCUACUUGAAAACAACGAAAGCCUAACUAUCGUUAAAGAAUGGGCUAGAAAUACAACCAAAAAUUUCGAAAAAUUAACAAGAACAAGUGGUGUCGAUAAAAGAGCUUUCUCAAACAUUUUAACAUUAUUAAACAAAUUCUUAAACGAAGAAUCAUGUGAAAUUAAUAAGAAAAAUGAAAUUUUAGAACAUAUUUUAGAAUUAGUAAUGUUUGAAACAGAUAAAUCAGCAGCUAAUGUAGAUCGAAAAAACGAAAAAUCAUGGAAGAGGCUGCUUUGGAAAUUCUGGCUAAAUAUCUAA
Molecule: messenger RNA, 741 nt
Organism: Dentiscutata erythropus
Lineage: Eukaryota; Fungi; Glomeromycota; Glomeromycetes; Diversisporales; Gigasporaceae
Source: the annotation of a GenBank genome assembly